AUGUCUGCCACAGGGGACCGACACCCAACCGAAGGGGACCAGGAGGCCCCGGUAAGCCAGGAGGGAGCGCAGGCCGAGGCGGCCGGAGCUGGUAACCCGGAGGGCGGCGACUCCGGCCCCGACAGUAGAGACAUGGUGCCUGCGACCGAGGUGGUCGGAGUCGCAGGGCCCAUGGAAGGCCUCGGGGAGGAGGAGGGUGAGCAGGCGGCAGGCAUGGCCACAGUCCCCGGGGUUGGGAGCACCGAGGAGGACCCGGACAUCGGGCCCGUAGCGGAGGAAGAGGAGGAGGAGGAGGAGGAGGAAGAAGAGAGGAACGAGGCGGGCAACCUUGACCUGGCGGCGAUCAUCCAUCGCUACCCCGUGGCGGGCAUUAGCUUUGUGUUUCUGGAUACGGUCCACUCCCAUCUCCUCCGCGUCUGUCCCAACGACCACAUCGUGAUAGCGAGCCGUCACCACAGCCGCCAGCUCUUGGGGCCCCGCGCUGCUGCACCCAACCGCAGGGGCGAGCCCUCCCUGCUGCUGGCGCUCCAGAGGCUGGGCGCGGGGGCCGCAGCCCUGGAAGGCCAGGGCCUGGGUCUGAUCCAGGAGGCCGAGUCGGUCCCAGGGCCUGCGGUGCCAGGCGACCUGGCCGAGAUGGCCAGGGAGCCCACAGAGGAGGCCGCAGAGGAGCCGGUGGAGGAGGCCACAGAGGAGAAGCCCGCAGAGGAGGCCGCAGAGGAGCCGGCCACAGAGAAACCGGCCGCAGAGGAGGCCACAGCCCCUGAGGGAGUCACUAAAUCUCAGCCUGAAAAGUGGGAUGAAGAGGCCCAAGAUGCUGCAGGCGAGGAAGAGAAAGAACAAGAAAAAGAGAAGGAUGCGGAAAACAAGGUGAAAAACUCCAAGGGGACCUAG
Messenger RNA from Rhinopithecus roxellana (golden snub-nosed monkey), 891 nucleotides. RefSeq names its product cancer/testis antigen 47A-like. The record is from RefSeq and is a predicted model, not a curated record. The transcript is spliced from 3 exons. NCBI's taxonomy places the organism in Eukaryota, Metazoa, Chordata, Mammalia, Primates, Cercopithecidae. Bases 1 to 891 code for a protein of 296 amino acids.